This is a messenger RNA of Encephalitozoon intestinalis ATCC 50506, 1071 nucleotides long. RefSeq names its product U2 snRNP auxiliary splicing factor U2AF large subunit. Bases 1 to 1071 code for a protein of 356 amino acids. NCBI's taxonomy places the organism in Eukaryota, Fungi, Microsporidia, Unikaryonidae. The transcript has a single exon. The record is from RefSeq and is a predicted model, not a curated record.
AUGGGAUUGCUUCCGUUGGAUAAAAGGGCCAGAAGAAUGAAUCUCUUUGAUGUGGGAAGGUGUAUACUUGAAGGAAUUGAAUACAUUGAAGAGAUUCUUGAGUCUGGAAUCAACAUUACAAAGGAACUCGAGAAGGAUCUUUAUGUGCCAUUGCUACUCUCGAGGCUGAAGACAGAUGGAUUUACAGAAGAGGACCAUAGAAACAGCACAUCCAUUGUUUGCUUGACGCCUUUGGGCCCGGGUUCGUUGAACAAGUUUCUACUGCGCUUCUUCAAGGGCUUUGCACUUAGUAGCAGAGAUGGCCAAAUCGACAUUGAGUUUUCCUCGAGACAGGAUGCUACAAAGUGCUUGUAUCUGAGUAGCAGAGAUUUUACCUUUCUUCGUCCAUCUGGCUAUAUAGAGUUCCCUGGGGAUGGAGAAGUAAGAGAGGCAGGAAGCAAGUACUGCAAAGAUGUUCCAUGCACUGUAGACAAGAUUCUGCUGGGCCCGCUGGACAUUUCCGCUUCUAUCCUUCGGGAUGCUCUUGACGAAAUAUCUCCCUUGCAAAGCUUUAGAGAAUGUGGAAAUCCCUCAUAUUUUGUCUUUACAUUCAGGAACCCGGAACUUUGUGAUCCUUUUGUAAAGGCCACAAGCCAUAUUUUUAUCUCGGAUGUGGGACGGCCUUUGGCCUCUGUAAGGGCUUACAAGGGUUGUUCAAUACUGAAUCUCGGCAGGAGCAUUCCUUCUCUUAUGCCAAGAAGAAUGGCAGGGCCUAUUGCGCUCAGCAAGGAAAAGACCAGGAUAGUAGUGCUUUUAAAUGUUAUAGGCCCGUGGGACGUAGAUGUUUCGGAAAUCAUCGAGGCAAUUAGAGGAAUGUGUUCUAGAAACGAAGGAGUAAAAAAUGUGAUGGUACCUCGGAGCAAACACUUUCCUGGAAGACAGCCUGGGAGUUCUCGAAUAUUUAUAGAAUGCAAGGACUUGGAAACGUCCCAGAGGAUUCACAAUGAGUUUGGAGGGCUUGUUUAUAAGGAUCGGAUUGUUGCAGCAGGAUACUAUCCCGAGCUGAAUUACUUUGCUGGAGAAUAUGAAUGA